UCCGCACUUCCGGCUCGCGCCGGGCCUGCUUCCGGUGUCCGCCCUCCGGCCCCUCCCGCCGCCGCUGCCGCGAUGCUGCUGCUGUGGCGGUCGCGCUGUCUGGGCCGGGCGCUGGGUCGCUCGCUGCGCGCCCUCCGGCAGGGAAACUGUACUCUGGCAAGAUGUUCUCUGUCUGGUGUGGCCGGCAGCCAGAGACUGGCUUACACCAACAGCAGGAAGCUUGUAGUAAAUAGCUCCAGUGUCUUCACUGUCCGUUACUUCAGAACCACUGCAGUAUGUAGGGAUGACGUGGUUACGGUGAACACACCGGCCUUUGCAGAGUCAGUCACAGAAGGAGAUGUCAGGUGGGAGAAAGCUGUUGGAGACACAGUGGCGGAAGAUGAAGUGGUGUGUGAGAUUGAAACAGACAAGACAUCAGUGCAAGUUCCAGCCCCAGCAGCUGGUGUGAUCGAAGCCCUUCUGGUACCUGAUGGUGGCAAAGUGGAAGGGGGGACACCUCUGUUCAAACUCAGGAAAACUGGAGCUGCUCCUGCCAAGGCCAAACCAGCAGCAGCCCCUCCUCCUCCUGCAGCCCCUGAACCUGUAGCUGCGGCUGCUCCUCCCCCUGCUGCAGCACCAGUUCCCACGACAAUGCCACCAGUGCCACCUGUGUCAGCUCAGCCCAUUGACAGCAAGCCAGUGUCUGCGGUGAAGCCGGCUGCAGCCCCAGCGGCAGCCCCUCCUGGGGAGGCAGUGCCCAGCAAAGGUGCCAGAUCAGAGCGUAGGGUGAAAAUGAAUAGGAUGCGUCAGCGUAUUGCUCAGCGGCUGAAAGAGGCUCAGAAUACUUGUGCCAUGCUGACCACUUUCAAUGAGAUCGAUAUGAGCAACAUCCGGGAGAUGAGAGCCAUACACAAGGAUCCCUUCCUGAAAAAGCACAACCUGAAACUAGGCUUCAUGUCAGCUUUUGUGAAAGCUGCAGCUUUUGCUUUGCAGGACCAGCCUGUUGUGAAUGCAGUGAUUGAUGAUACGACCAAAGAGAUUGUGUACAGGGACUAUGUGGACAUCAGUGUUGCUGUAGCAACUCCCCGGGGUCUUGUGGUCCCUGUUGUUAGGAACGUAGAAAACAUGAACUUUGCUGACAUAGAGCGUGCUAUCUACGAGUUGGGGGAGAAGGCACGGAAAAAUGAACUGGCCAUUGAAGACAUGGAUGGUGGCACAUUCACAAUCAGCAACGGAGGGGUUUUUGGGUCACUCUUUGGGACACCUAUCAUUAACCCACCCCAGUCUGCCAUCUUAGGCAUGCAUGCCAUCUUCGACAGGCCUGUGGCUGUUGGAGGCAAGAUCGAGGUGCGGCCCAUGAUGUACGUGGCACUGACGUAUGAUCACCGGCUGAUUGACGGCAGAGAGGCAGUGACUUUCCUGCGCAAGAUCAAGGCAGCGGUGGAGGAUCCCCGCGUGCUGCUGCUUGACCUGUAGAGCAGCCACACCCCCACACAACCCACCCAGGGCAGGGCCGCGGCACCAGCAGGGGCGAUGCAGGGCAUUCAGGAACUGGCAGAGGUCAUUCCAGCCUCUCUCCCUCCACCGUGAUCAGAGCUGUCCCGGAGGGAAUUGUGGGGAUAGCUCCUAUCUCCUUUCCUGUUCUGUUUAAUGAAGGUUCACCUUCUCAUGAG
Messenger RNA from Phalacrocorax carbo (great cormorant), 1652 nucleotides. The record is from RefSeq and is a predicted model, not a curated record. NCBI's taxonomy places the organism in Eukaryota, Metazoa, Chordata, Aves, Suliformes, Phalacrocoracidae.